Molecule: messenger RNA, 1788 nt
Organism: Phlebotomus papatasi
Lineage: Eukaryota; Metazoa; Arthropoda; Insecta; Diptera; Psychodidae
Product: cytosol aminopeptidase-like
Exons: 4
Coding region: 54-1664 (536 amino acids)
Biological process (GO): proteolysis
Cellular component (GO): cytoplasm
Molecular function (GO): metalloaminopeptidase activity; manganese ion binding
Source: RefSeq, a predicted model, not a curated record
AAAACCCCAAAGGAAUUUAUGGAAAUCAGCAGCAUAAUGCGAACAGAACAAAAAUGUUGUCAAUUGGGCAGAAAAUUUCCAAGUUCUUGAAACCGAUGGGUGGUAAUUUUUACACUAUUCGCUUGGGAAUGACCAUUAGGAGUCGUCCUAACGAGUCCUGCUUCGAAAUACCAUCUAAAGGGCUUGUUCUGGGAAUUUAUGCAGACGAAGAUGAUCUGUAUGAUCCGGGAAAAUUGACACAGGCUGCUCAAAAGUACAAUACCAGGUUUGCAAAUGGAAGAUUGUUGGAGCUAUUGAAAAUUUCUGGGCCCUGUCCUCGGCGUGGUGAAUCCAGAACAUUCUUUAACAUUGAUCCAUUUUAUGCAAGAGUAGUUGUCGCUGGUUUGGGCCAUGAGUGCUUGGAUUACAGUGAGCAGGAAGUGUUGGAUGAAAGUAAAGAGGCCAUAAGGAUUGCUGCAGCAGUUGGAUGUCGAGAAUUGCAAAAACUCCAUACGGCAAAUGUGAGUGUUGAGAGUUUUGGGCAUGCAGAAUCUGCUGCAGAAGGAGCAGCUCUGGGAAUUUGGACUAAUCAUGAAUUUAGGAGCUUAACACAUACAUUUGAGCCUCAGAUUAAUCUCUAUGAGCUUGAAGGUGAAGAUACCGAUCGCAUUGGAUGGGAAAUUGGUUUACAGAAAGCAUCUGCUCAGAAUCUCACUCGCCAGUUGCAGGAUACACCUGCCAAUCUCCUGACACCAUCAAUGUUUGCCCAGAACAUUGUCAAUAUCCUGACGAGGUCAGGUGUUAAUGUUGAAGUCAAAGUGAAAAACUGGGCUGAAAGUCAUCAAAUGAGUUCUUAUCUUGCUAUCGCAAAAGGCUCAUGUGAGCCAGGUAUUUUUCUAGAACUCAGCUACUUCGGAACUCGUUGCGAUGAGCGUCCAAUUGUACUCAUAGGCCAGGGAACCACUUUUGACAGUGGAGGACUUUGCAGAAAAACUGCUCAUGAUCAAGAAUAUAGUCGCGGAGACAUGACUGGAGCAGCUGUAGUCGUUGCAACAUGCCGUGCAAUUGCAUCUAUGAAUCUUCCUGUUAAUAUUCGGGGACUUAUCCCUCUGUGUGAGCACAUCAUGGGUGCUAGUGCUAUGAAACCAGGCGAUGUGGUCAAAACGAUGAAUGGGAAGUGCAUAGAAAUUGCCGAUACGGAUGCAGAGGGCCCAUUGGUUAUUGUAGAUGCUCUGCUUUAUGCUAAAAAUUACUUCCCGCGUUUCGUAAUUGAUAUUGGAACAAUUUCCGGUGAGAUUUGCCAGACUUUUGGCAAUGAAGUUAGUACUGUCUUUACAAAUUCUGAAGAUUUAUGGGAACAAAUAAGAGAAGCAAGCGUUCAUACUGGAGAUCGUGUAUGGCGUUUACCACUCUGGGAAGUGUUCCAGAAGAAAUUAAAAAUCUUUCCUCAUGUUGAUGUCACAAAUUUGGGUGUUGGAAGUGGAUACACGUGCAAAUCCGCUGCCUUACUCAGUGAAUUUGUCGAAAGCACUGAUUGGCUCCAUAUAGAUGCUUAUGGUGUCAUGCUGUCCACUGGAGACAGUGUACCGUAUCUUCAGGAAGGUAUGAGUGGACGUCCUACUAGGACUCUCAUCGAGAUGAUUGCGAAAUCUGUUGUAGAUCAGCAUAGGGAUAAAGACAAGUAAGAAAAUCUAUUGUUAAAAUGCAAAAUUAAAUAAUUUUGCACUUUGGAAAAAUCAUUUGUAAAAUUUUCUCUAAUUUAUUUGCUUUUUUUCUCAACCUAAAUACAAUGAACAAGUUUUUCUUAAU